Aspergillus ibericus CBS 121593 is the source of this 2124-nucleotide messenger RNA. It is a transcript of the gene arg2, whose product is annotated as acetyl-CoA:L-glutamate N-acetyltransferase. Gene Ontology annotation, cellular component: mitochondrial matrix. Gene Ontology annotation, biological process: L-arginine biosynthetic process. The transcript has a single exon. Bases 1 to 2124 code for a protein of 707 amino acids. Gene Ontology annotation, molecular function: L-glutamate N-acetyltransferase activity, acting on acetyl-CoA as donor; arginine binding. The record is from RefSeq and is a predicted model, not a curated record. Lineage: Eukaryota; Fungi; Ascomycota; Eurotiomycetes; Eurotiales; Aspergillaceae.
AUGAGCUCCAGGACCUUGACGGGGUUGCGGACGGCCAACCGGGCCGCCUUAGGCGGUGGCCCGCCGAGUCGAGCUCUUUCCUCCGUCUCCGGUCGGCAAGUCCAGCACAGCGCCGACUUCUCCUCCAGCAGUAGAUCCCAGGAUCGGCUGGGUCGCCGCGCCAAGGAGAAACUCCUAGAUCGGGAAUUCUUCCUCAGCCUGCUGAAUUCGGCGUCUACCAAGCGAGAGGCGAAAUCCUAUCUGGCCCGCCUGAAAGCUCAACACCAAGAGAAACCACAGCCCAAACCGACCGCCAAGCAACCCGAAGCCCCGAUUCCCCCCUCGUCACCAGGCGUCAACUCCAGGUCCUUCUAUGGCGCCUCCCGGUCGGUCUACGACAGUCCUGUCUUCAGGCAUGAUUCAACCCCAUCACCGCCACCCCCCCAAGACGUGUCUGAGCGCCUGCACCUCGCAUUGGUCAAGAUUACCACUCCGCAGCUCCUCGACGACCCUACAAUCAAUGGCGUGGCCAAAACCCUGUCGCAGCUGAACCGCCUGGGCAUGGCUUGCUGUGUGAUGGUGGACCCGGGUACAGCGGACGAUACCAAUGAGCUACGCAGGAUUGCUGCCGAGCAGGCCGAUCGUAUCUCGACAGCCGUUGAUGCCCAGCCUGAUUCGAAAUCGGCCCAUAUCGACUCCGUCUUGUCUAUAUCAUCGGUGAAUCCGGUGACGCCGAAAGUCCUAUCACGGAAAGCUCUGCUCGGGCCGUUGCGGGAUGGCCAGAUCGUUGUCGUGGCCCCAAUUGCCUAUACCGAAGACAUUCCUCGGGCGGUGACCGUCUCUGCCAACGAUGCCAUUUUGGCUCUGACGAAGGAGCUUGCCGGCUUGGCAACAGUACCCGAUCCCGAUGAAGACCCCUUACUGACGGCUCAGCGCAUCACGAGCCUGCAGGAGGAAGUAUCAUUAGAUCGAGUAAUCCUCUUGGAUCCUCUGGGGGGAAUCCCUGCUUUCAGUGGGCCUCAGACAUCCCACGUUUUUAUCAAUAUGGAACAGGAGUUUAGUGAUAUUGAAAACGAAUUACUGCGGGUGUGGCAGUCGGCCGCGUCAGCGAGGAGCAAUCUCCCCGAAAGAGACCUCCCGUCGAUUGCUGACAGUAAUCCGUUCUCCAAGUUCGCGGACUCAGAAGUCGUCCCAGUACCCCCUAGUCAGAAGCCCUACUCGCCAGAUCUAAUGUUGAACACAGGCGUGGUUGAGGGUCAUCUAGAUAACCUGCGACUAAGUCAAGCCGCACUAGCGAUGCUACCCUCGGCAUCGUCUGGUAUCAUCACUUCCCCACUCGAAGUGGCAAGCUCAGCACAGAGUCCUGAAAGUGCUAGUGCCGACGUAUCAGCUGUCGGGACCCGAAGACAGAGGAACCCUCUCAUUCAUAAUUUACUGACCGACAAGCCGUUACUCUCGUCUUCUCUACCGCUCAGCAGACGCGCAGCCAUCAACGGCAGGCGGGAUUCCGUCGCUGCGCUUGGCUCCCAUACCACAUUUGUCAAGCGAGGCAUGCCGCUGACCAUCAUCCCCAAUCCCUGGGUUUCAGCUUGGACGGCCCAGAAUCGGCCGCGACUGGGGCUCGACGAUCCUUCUAUCGACCUGCCACGACUUGUUCGCCUGAUCGAAGACUCCUUCAACCGCAAGCUUGACGUGCAAGACUACCUGGAUCGAGUCAAUGGCCGCUUGGCCGGGCUCAUCAUUGCGGGGGAGUAUGAGGGGGGCGCCAUCUUGACCUGGGAGCUCCCUCCCGGCGUCAAGGAUGAUGGGAGCGAGGCGAGCCAAGCUCGCAUGGUUCCAUAUCUUGAUAAGUUUGCGGUGUUGAAGCGCAGUCAAGGCGCCGGCGGCGUAGCAGACAUUGUGUUCAAUGCCAUGGUACGUUCUUGCUUCCCGAACGGGGUGUGCUGGCGCAGCCGCAAGGACAAUCCGGUCAACAAGUGGUACUUCGAGCGGUCGCAGGGAACAUGGAAGCUGUCGGAUACGAACUGGACCAUGUUUUGGACCACCCCUGGACUGACGGAGGAUGUGCAAAAGUUUCGGGAUUACGAGGGCGUGUGUCGUAGUAUCCAGCCGAGCUGGGCCGACGACACGGGAGUUGUUGAUUAA